CCUCGUUCUGAUUUUGGGAAGGACGCAGUGGAUGUUGCCUAAGAAUAUACUUAAUUCAUUACACAGCUUUAAUUUAUGAGAGGAUACAACUUAUUGAGAGGAAAGGUUCCGUUUAAAGCUAAUUAAGAGAAGUCAAAAUGUCUGUACAGAAUUCUUAUCUGCUAAAGUAUACCAGAAGAUCCUCAAUAAUAGAUAAACAUGCGUGUCCUGUUUGUAAGAAAACAUUUUCAUUACCAGCUAUUCUGUCAAAACAUUUAAAAACACAGCAUGAUUUGCAAAUGUUAUCAACCAAGACCGACACAAAAGUUGAAACUAAAGAUGUACAAUCACCAAAAUCUCUCCCUGGAAGAAGACCACAAAGAAGUGCUAGAAAGCCUACAGAUGUCAUUGAAAGUGAUGAGAAAAAAAGCAAAAAAGAUCCGAAAGUUAAUGGAGAGAAAAAUGUAGGUAGUGAUGAAGUUGAUAAAACAAAAGACAAUAAAUCAGAGAUGUCUGCUGGAGGGGAUGGGCAGAGAAAAAGGGGUAGACCGAGGAAAAGUCUUGCUACAAAUGUGGAAAACAGUGAAAAUAAAGCAAGCAAGCCUGAUAAGAUCCCUACUGAUAUAAAGGAGGCAAGGAAAAAAUUGUUUGCUGAGAGAAAGGUUAAUACAGCCAUUGAAAAGAAAGGGGUCAAGCAGGCAACUGGGUCAGUUAAGAACAAAAAAUCUGUACAAAAGAGAAUGCAUGAACAGAAUGAAGAUUCCAUAUCUGACAGUCAGACUGAUAAUGAAGAAAGAGGAAGACCGAGAAGAAACAGAAGGGAGAAAAGAGCAUGGUCUCCAUCUAAUGAUAAUAGCAUUAUAUUAGAAGCUAGUAUAAAGCAGGAACCAAUAGAUUAUGAAGAGGAAAAUAUGCAGCAUGUAAAAACGGAAGUAGAACUUUCUGUUUAUGAUGAAAUGUUGGAGCCAUCAGUCAGCACUAAAGUUGGAUCAAAUAAGCCAGCUAAGAUUUGUAAGGUGGAGGUGAGUGACUUGGAACCAGGAGAGACUGUAGGUCCAGUGACCAUUGAAGAAGGAGUAACUAUGUCAUCAACAGUAGAAGAUACCGCUGAGACUCCAGAAGAUAUGAAUAUAACCCCUGAAAUCGUACAUGUAGGUGAAGUUAAUACUCCAUCAGUAAAAGCAGUUUAUAAUGAAGAAUCUGAUGAUGAUGACCGAGAUGAAGAUUAUAAACCCAAUGAUGGGGAUGAAGAUAUAGACUUUAAGCCUGCAGUUAAAAGAGGACGUAAAAAAAUUGGAAGGACUUACCCUUGUGGGGAUUGUCAAAAGGUCUUCACAAAACCGAGUCACUUGCUUCGACACAAGGUUAAACAUACUGGAGAAAGACCUUUUCCUUGUGAUGUAUGUGGCAAAGGAUUUGUCUCUAAAUCUAACAUGGAAAAACAUAGAGUAUUACAUUCUGGAGUGAAGACCAAGAUUUGUGACGAAUGUGGGAAAGCCUUUGCCCUUAGUUCUUAUCUUGUCAGACAUAAAAUGUUACAUGAAAAAGAACGAAAUGAGAAAAUGGGGAUAUUUCCAGAACCUGAACACCACCUUUGCAGUCAAUGCGGAAAAGUUUUCUCCAAACGACUCUACCUGCAGAAACAUAUGGAACGUCAUGUUAAAGGAAAGUGCUAUGAAUGCAGAAUUUGUGGGAAGAAAUUCUCUCAGAGAAUGAAUAGAAUUAAUCAUGAAUUUCUUCACACUAAGACAAAGGAUUACGAAUGUCAUGUUUGUCAUAAAAAAUUUGCUUUGAAGUGUUACUUGAAGAUACAUGUGCAGCGCCAUCAGAAUACACCUAUUCCGAAACCUGGGAAGAAACAGCGAGAAAAUAUUGGAUUGAAACCAUUUAAAUGUUUGCAGUGUGGAAAAUGUUAUUCGUCAGUUAAAUACCUAAAUGCUCAUGAGAGACUGCACUCAAAUCCCAAAAAGUUUGUUUGUGAAACAUGCGGAAGAAAUUUUCAUCAGAAGAUUAACUUGCAGCGUCACAUUCUGACCCAUACUGAUCCUGCUACAUCAAGGAAUCACGAAUGCAAAACAUGCGGUAAGAAAUACUCCCGUGACAUAUACCUUUCUCGUCACAUCAAAGAAAAUCACACUGCCGAGGGCUUAGCCAAACCCAGACAUCAUUGUAGUUAUUGUGAAAAGAAAUUCACCAAGCCAUGCUUACUACGUAUCCAUGAAAGAACACACACGAAGGAAAAACCAUUUGUGUGUAGCACAUGUGGAAAAGGGUUUGCUCAAGAAGGUUACAUGAAGAUCCAUGAAGAGAUCCAUUCAUCAUUUAAAAAGCACGAAUGCACAUUUUGUGGAAAAUCCUUUGCUUUGCUGUACUAUUUAACUCGUCACUUAGCAAGACAUGAGCAAGUCAAGUCUAUCCCUUGUGAUCAAUGCUCUAAAAUGUUCGCCACUCAAAAAGCUCUAAACGAUCACAUGCGCAUGCAUACCGGUGAUAUGCCUUAUCAAUGUGAUUUAUGUCAGAAGUGUUUCCCAAGACUUAAUUCACUCCAACGCCACAAGAAGCUGAAUGCCUGUCAAAUUAAGCCAAACGUGUACUACACCAAACAAGUUAUGCCUACUGUCAAGACUGUUGAAAGCCUGGAUGAAUUAAUGGAUAAAAGGGAGUUUAGCUGCUUGUAUAUUUGUAGCAUCUGUCGUCAAGUUUUUACCAGUCAAGCCAAACUAGAUGCUCAUGCUGUUGAGCAUGAAGGAGACAUGAUAGCUGAGGUAGUUUCAGAAGAACCUGAGCAGGAACAUAUUUCAGCAGAGAACAUUCCCGUCUCCAAAGAAGAAGAAACUAUAAUUGCUGAAGUAGUAAACGUUGAAGAUAGUAUUUUAGGGGGUGAAGAAAUAACUACAGAAGAAACUAUUGUUGAUGCGGACUGGUUAAAUAGGUUAUUUUCAAAUGCUCAUGUAGAAUCGGGAACAGACGGAAAGAUAAUUAUUGUUGUAAAUAGGGAAUAAUUAACAAUCUGGUAUUAUACAUACUGUCAUGACUGUAAACCAACUUACUUUCGCGAGUAGAAAAAAAAAUCAUAAAUCAUCACCAAUAUCUAAAAUUUGGAUCUUUCCUUAUUUAACUACAUCAGGUUAAAUCUCCAUGAAGUAAGCUAUAAGGGCUAAACGCGUAAAUAAAGUUUUCCCAUAAAUAAGUUGGUUAACAGUAUUGAAGGUUAUAAGAUCAAUGGAUUUUUGUUUUGUUUUUUAUUACAUGGAAUGCUGGUGCUUGUGUUAAAUCUCUUUUUUACCUACAUCAUGUACAUGUAUGAUCAUGAUGCUGUAAAUUCAGUUAACAUAUUAUAUUAGAUAAUGGGCAGUAGGGUUGGCCACCAGUCAGAAUUUUAUCAUACCAAAUACCAGACUUAUGAUUCAAAGUGAUUCACUUAUCACCAGCAAGAGUUCUUAUAAUUGAAUCACCUUGUGGUUAAUUUUUAACUGUAUUAUUUCAAAGUCACUGUAUUCACUUUUUCAUAACACAGGAUUUUAAUCCACGUCUUUGGGCUUGUGUACCAGGAUUCCUUUAUAUUUUCUGCUACAGGAUUUUUCAACAUAUCUGUAAACAUGAUUAAAUUUGGCAAUUUCAAAACUGAAAAUACAUGCAGUUAAGACAUGUAAGAUGUAAUCAGCCUCACAUGAUACAUGUACAUGUUGCUCUUUUGACUUUUUUCACAAUUUUAGUUUUCCUUUUAUUUUGCCAAAUGUAUGCACAUUACUUUAUCAUUUAUAUUGUUAUUUAAUGUUAAAUGAAGAAAUAUAAACAGUGCAUUUUA
Molecule: messenger RNA, 3787 nt
Organism: Mytilus californianus (California mussel)
Lineage: Eukaryota; Metazoa; Mollusca; Bivalvia; Mytilida; Mytilidae
Product: zinc finger protein 184-like
Exons: 2
Coding region: 138-2981 (947 amino acids)
Biological process (GO): regulation of transcription by RNA polymerase II
Cellular component (GO): nucleus
Molecular function (GO): DNA-binding transcription activator activity, RNA polymerase II-specific; RNA polymerase II cis-regulatory region sequence-specific DNA binding
Source: RefSeq, a predicted model, not a curated record